UCCCAGCCGGCGCCGCAGCCGCAGCCGGGAACAGAACCAGCGGCUCUGUCGGCCGGAUCCCCCCGCCCCGGGCCCGGCGUCCGCCCGGGGGUGCGCGGGGCUCCGGCGCCUCAGCUCCCCACUUGAUUGAUCUGCAGCGUGGGCUGGGCCGGCCGGGAGCCAUGGCCGACGGGGAACGUCCCAGGAGCAGCCUGAGCCAGGCCAGCAGCGUCCUCACCAUCUCCUCCGUCAGCCUGGGGGCUGCCAAGCCGUCGCGCUCCCUGCGGAGGGUUCACACUUUCGGGAAAAGGGAAAAUUCCAUCAAGCGGGACCCCAACGCCCCCGUCGUCAUUCGGGGCUGGCUCUGCAAACAGGACAGCUCCGGCCUGAAGCUGUGGAAGCGACGCUGGUUUGUGCUGGCCGAUUACUGCCUCUUCUACUACCGAGACAGCAGGGAGGAGGCUGUUUUGGGGAGCAUCCCGCUCCCCAGCUACGAGAUCCGGCCGCUGCCCGGGGAGGGGAAGAGCCGAAGAUUCACAUUCAAGGCCGAGCACCGGGGGAUGCGGACGUACCACUUCAGCGCGGACACCCAGGAGGACAUGAACGGCUGGAUCCGAGCCAUGAGCCAGUCCGCUGCGGCCGAAAGUGAUCCCAGCACCAUCAGCAGCCGACCCCCCCAGCUGCUCAGCCGGCCGGUGCCCCCCAGGGCCCGUCUCUUCGAGGACGUCCGGCCACUCACGCCCGACCUGGGUCCCGCCAAAAGCGCCGAGUCCUUGGAAAUCGCCCGGCUCUCGGGCCCCCACUCGUCUGCAGAGAGUCUGUCUGCGACGGGCCGGGAGGCACAGGGCGAGGGAGGGCCCCUUCCCAGCGGCCCUGCCCCACCCCCCAGCCCGGUCAAUGGGGAAGGGCUCGGGGGGGAGCUGCAGGGCCUAAGCUCUCUCUCAUCCCGCAUUCUGCGGGGUCAGGAGCCCUCGGCAGCCAAACGCCCCCCUCCCGGCCCCCCCAGAUCCUCCCCACCCCCCACUGAGUCUGAACAGCCCCCCUUGGAGCCCCCCUCCCCCUGGGAGCCCUCUGCAGCUGCCCAGUCCCACGUCCGCUCCUCCCGUUCCUACUCCCUUCCCCCCACCCCCGCUGAGCUCAGGGGGGCAAGGGGGGGUCAGGGGGGUGCAGGGGUGUCCUCCGGGAGGGUUCGAGCCCCUGCGCUGGCUGCGUCCUGCGAAGAUCUCCCCCUGCUGGUCCAGGCAGGGUCCAGCCUGGCCCGGCCCCACACCCCCGUGGGGAGGGUGGAUAUCGCCCCCGGGGGGGCCGUGCGGGGCAGCAGGCCCAUCCCUGGGCGCCCCCAGACCCCCGCCGACCGCUAUGACGUGCGGCCCUCCGAGGAGCCCUGUGCCCGGCCCCCUGGGCGCUACCCCCGCAGCCCUCACCCCAGCCACUGCCUGGCGCGGCCCGGGACCCCGGCGGAGGAGAGCCCCCCGCAGACGGCCACGCUGGGACCUGCCCUGGGGAGACAGCCCCGGAGCCGGUUCACAGACCGGGUGUACCCCUCCCUGGGGGCCGCCCCACCCCGCGCCCGUCUCCACGGCCGAUUGAUCUCCUCACAUUCGGCCUCCUCCGGCUACCUCCACCUGCCCCCACUGCCCCCGCUCACCAGCCGCCCCCCAGGGAAGAGGACCUCACUGGGAGCUCCGCCCUGGACUGUGGCCCCUCUGUCCCGGGACAGGACCCUGCUGGCACUGCCCAGGGCUGAAAGUGACACCGAUAUUCUCCUGACUAAACUCUGCGGCCAGGACAAGCUGCUUCGGGGGCUGGAGGAGGAGACGGGGCAGCUGCGGGCUGAGAAGGAGAGGCUGGAGAAGGCCCUGGAGCUGGUCCGGCACCAGCUGGAUGAAUGCCAAGGCCCAGAGCUGGCGGAGGAGAAAAUCUGGUACCAGCAGAGGCGGCUGCAGGACGAGCUGGUGCAAGUCAGAGCCCGGCUCUGCGACCUGGCGCUGGACAGCGAGAGGGCUUGGGGAGAUUUCGCUGGCCUAGAAAAUGAGCUGCUGACGCUGCGGGAAACGCUGGCUCAGAUCCGACAGCUCGGGCACCCCCAGGAGCAGGGGGCCGCCCAGCAGGAGCUGUGGAUGAUCGAUGACAUCAUUGCGGGGUUGGGAGCCAGCCCUGCCCCCUACCCCGCCCUGGACCCCAGGACAAGUCCAGGCUUCUCUCUGGCUGCCUCCCCCAUUCUGGAGCAUGGGGGGGGCUCAGCCCGGAGCCACCUGCCCCUCCUGGGGCUGGAUGGGGGAGGCCACGACCACGAGCUGCCCCUCAGGGUGAGGGGCCUGUUUUCCGGGGCGGUGGGCACCCAGGCCCUCACUCCCGAGCUGUACACAGGUCUCAGCUCGCCUCCGGCCACCCCCCACCUGCCCCGGAGCCCCAGUCCAGGCCCCCAUGAGCCCCGAGAGCAGAGAACCAAGGAGCUGCCAGCCAAGGUGAUCACAACGGACCCCCCUGGUCCCCACCGAGCCCGGAUGAGCGUCCAGGAGCAGCUGGAGCGGAUGCGCCGGCACCAGGAAGGCCAGAGGCAGCAGGAGGGGGGCAGGCCGAACCCCUGGGGCUCCCGGCAGGGCUCUGUCCGGGCCAGCGCCAGCCGGCUCCCUCUUCCGACUCACUCCCCCGACCUCGGGCCAGAGCCAACCCAGACCCCCAUGGAGCCACCGCCGAGGGGGGGCCAGACCGGGGGGCCCUGGGGCCGGUCUCCCCCACCCCUCGAGAGAGACCAUCACCGGGUCAUCACCUUGGCAUACGCGCUAGCCACCGAGGCCUCUGAGCGCAGGAAACUCAUCACAGGGAAGACCCCGCCUGAGCCCCAGUUGGCGGCCAAUCCGGACCCUUCCCCAGAGCCGCUGGAUGCAGUGACCAAUCAGCACACGCUGUUUACUCCCGCACUCCCCCGGGGGCAUCCAGAGGCCAAUCACGUCGAGGCGGAACCAUGUACCCCAGCCAAUCAGAAUACAGCACUUAGCGCCAAUUCAGUGCAACGGACGGGAGCGGCCAAUCAGGCGUCGUCUCGAUUUCAAGCGGCCAAUUGGGCCUUGCCUGUUCCCGAGCUUUCCAAUUGGUUUUCACCCUUGCCUGAAGCAGCCAAUCAGGCAGCAUGUCUGUCAGAGGCAGCCAAUCGAGCAUCGCCCCUGUCCGAGGGGUCUCAGUGGGCACCCCCUUUGCCCACAUUGGCCAAUCAGAUGUCGACUGCACCCAAGGCGUCCAAUCGGACAUCGCCUCCGUUCUGGGCCGCCCAAAAGGAAUGUGGGGAUUGGGCACCGGAGCAAAAGAUUGUGGGUAACAAGGAUGUGGCCAAUGGCGGGUGUCAGGGGCGGGGCGGGCGUGCCGUGCCCAGGCAGGUGGUGGCGUACCUGAGCGAGGGGAGCCAGCCAAUCAGGAUCACCCUACUGCAGUCCAGCUUCUAACCCAUUGGCUGAGAGGCAGGGUCAAGUCCCGCCCCCUAGGGUGGGCUCUAGGGCAGGGCGGGGGGCUGUAUAGGGGGAUGUGCCCAAAGAUGGGAUGGGGCUCAGAGGUUUGGGGUCCCUGCCCCCAGAGAGGGGACCCCUUAACCCCACCUAGGGGCCCAUCGCCUUGCUGCCCCCUGGUGGGCAGAGUGGGAAGUGCAACCCCCUGGGCCCCUCACUCCCGACCCGCAGCCCCUGCGAGCCCGGCCCUGGGCUCCCCCCAAACACCCACCCAGCUGAAGCUGACAAUGGGGGGUGGGGGUCUCAUGAGCACCCACAGGGAAGGGGGAUUUAUGGGGACACCUGAUCUUCCCCCACUCUCAUGGGACUCUGUACGGGGGCAGCGGGGGAAGGGAGAAUCCUUCAAAUGGCCCCCUCGCCCCCAGGCAGCUCCCUCCCCUGUUACCCCUUUUUCCUGCCUGUUGGUGUCUCUGGGGCUCCCCUGGGGAGGGGUACCGGAGUUGGGGAGACCUUCGAGCUCACUGGGGCCUGGCCAGGGAAUACGCUACAGUCUGUACAGGGAAGCGGUCACUACACGGGGGGCUGUGGAAUUUGUCCCGUGUGUGUGUGCGGGAAUGGCCCGUGUUCGAGUUCGGGUCUGCCCAGAGGCAGGCCGCUCCAGGAAGCCGGGCGGCCGGACGACCGAGGAGGGGCCAGGCGGGGUUGUUAAGUGGGGGCUGCUGGAAGAUGGGGAGACUCCUGAACUGGGGGACAAGAGGGCUCGGGGGGGCCGGGCUGAGGAAGCUGGACCCUGGUGUAACUUUGGAUUCUCUGCGCUAACCUGCAGCUCCUGGAGGUGGGGGCUCGGCUCCCUUUGGGGGACACGGCUCGCUGAGGGGCCCAGCGCAGGCGGAGCUGUGGCGGGAGCUCACGGCGUGAAGCCGGGGGGAAGACCCUGAGGUUCGGUCCCAGGAGGGGGUGAAGCCAAAGGGCGGCUGACCCUAGUGACACAGCGUCAUGGACUCACAGGUCGAGCCCACUCUUGGCCCUGUGCGGUCCAUGGGGGGGGGACCCCCUUCAGUGCGACAG
Molecule: messenger RNA, 4490 nt
Organism: Trachemys scripta elegans
Lineage: Eukaryota; Metazoa; Chordata; Testudines; Emydidae
Gene: PLEKHA4
Product: pleckstrin homology domain containing A4
Exons: 20
Coding region: 162-3422 (1086 amino acids)
Source: RefSeq, a predicted model, not a curated record